UCAAAGCCGCACGAGCGCACUCGCGACAGGCUGCGCGACCUCGGCGAACCCGUCAGCAUAGCAUCCUGCGAUCACACACACACACACACACACACGGAGACAGCUGAUGGAGUGUUAGUCCCGCACCGCUGCCUCUCUGUUCCUCCUCGGGAAGAUGGAGGAAAGGACGAGAUGCGCUACGUGGUGUCGUGUCGCGCGCUGCGUGUCGCUGCUUCUCCUGUGCGCUCUCCCGCGGGCGCGCGCGUCAGCCAACCUGCCACCGUGUCGAGAGGGAGACUACUACUUUGAGUACACGGAGUGUGACAGUACAGGUUCACGCUGGAGAGUGGCCAUUCCUCAUCAACAGGGCAGCUGCAGUGGCCUACCAGAGCCUGUCAGAGGCACGGACUGCACGUUCUCCUGUGAAGCAGGAAAGUUUUUGGAGAUGUCCUCUCAGCAGUGUACAGCCUGUGCAGCAGGAUCCUAUUCACUAGGUAGUGGCGUUCGUUUCGACCAAUGGGACUCCAUUCCUGCCGGAUUCAGCAGCUUAACCACCUACAUGGAGCCCGAGGGAGCCGGAGAUGAAACCCUGUCCUGUAACAAUUCCACAUGGACACCUCAGGGUACUCACUUAGAGUCAAAUCGGGACGAGUGCACGGUUUCGCUUGUGUAUGCGGUUCAUCUGAUGAAACAGGGCUCAGUCUCCUUCGACUACCAAUAUGUUGACAACAACAUCUUCUUCGAGUUCUUUAUUCAGAAUGAUCAGUGCCAGGAAAUGGACCAGUCAGCAGACCAGAAAUGGAUCAAACUCACGUCUAACGGCGAAUGGGAAACACACACGGUGACCCUGAAGUCAGGCACUAAUAUCUUGUACUGGAGGACCACAGGCAUUCUUCUGGGAGGGAAACCUGUGAAGCCUGUCCUGCUGAAAAACAUUCAGAUUGAAGGUGUAGCAUACACGUCUGAGUGUUUCCUGUGCAGACCAGGCACCUUCAGUAAAACACCAGGCUCGUCCUUCUGUGAUCUCUGUCAAAGAAACACCUACUCGAGUAAAGGAGCUAGCUCAUGCACCUCGUGCCCAGAGACCCAGUACUCCGAGGAAGGCUGGGCGGAGUGUAAGGAGAAGCCACCAUGCUCAGAGAAAGAUUACUUCCAGAUCCACACUGCCUGUGACGCCAACGGCAAAACGCAGGUGCUGUAUCGAUGGGUGGAGCCAAAGGUUUGUGUAGAGGAUGUGGCUAGAGCUGUCACUCUGCCCCCUUCAGGAGAGAAAGAGGAUUGUCCACCAUGCAAUCCAGGCUUUUAUACACACAAUUCAUCCACAUGUCUGCCCUGUCCACCUGGGACAUACUCCAACGGCACCAUAGAGUGCCAGGCAUGUCCUGCAGGAACGGAGCCCUCAUUAGGAUAUGAGUAUAAAUGGUGGAAUGUUUUACCCAACAACAUGAAGUCCUCCUGUUUCAAUGUGGGCAACUCGAAAUGUGACGACAUGAAUGGGUGGGAGGUCGCUGGGGACCACAUUCGCAGCGGAAUUGGAGGGUCUGAUAAUGAUUAUCUCAUUCUCACGCUACGAGUACCUGGAUUUAAACUUCCGACGUCUGUAGCCGGAGUCACAGCCAGCGAGUUUGGUCGAAUCACAUUUGUCUUCGAGACGAUCUGCAGUGCAGACUGUGAACUCUACUUUAUGAUGGAUGUGAACAGGAAGAGCACAAACGUGGUGGAGUCGUGGGAAGGCACCAAAAGCAGACGAGCAUACACACACAUCAUGACUAAGAACGCAUCGGUGUCUUACACGUGGGCCUUCCAACGCACCAACAAGCCUUUAGAUGUCCGUCGCUAUGUGAGCGACAUCGCGAAGAUCUACUCCAUCACCAUCACGAACGCUCUGGACGGCUCGGCCUCGUCCUGCCAUGCCUGCGCCAUGGUGAGUCAGGAGAGCGGCUCGUCCUGUAUCCCCUGCGCCGCUGGACACUUCAUAGACAAAGACACCAACCAGUGCCAGGAGUGUCCUCCAAACACCUUCCUGUCUGGACAUCACAUCUACGGACAAGAGGCCUGCCAGACGUGCGGCCCUGGCAGUAAGAGCAAUAAGGAGCACUCCUUGUGUUUCAGCGACUGCUCCUUCUCCCAUGUGGACCAGAACCGAACGUUGACCUAUGACCUCAGCGCCUUAAGCUCAGUGGGAUCCAUCAUGAAUGGACCGAGUUUCACCUCCAAGGGCACGAAAUACUAUCACCAGUUCAACGUCAGCCUGUGUGGAGCAGAGGGCAGGAAGUUGGCUGUGUGUUCGGAUAACGUCACAGAUCUGUCCAGCAAAGACAUGCAGAGCGAAUCAGCUGCCUUCAACAAUUACGUGGAGACUUUCAUCUGCCAAUCAACCAUCAUUCCAGCGGAUGGGCGGGGCUUCAGGACGGCCAUCUCCUCCCAGUCCAUCAGUCUAGCCGAUACCUUCCUCGGCGCCACAGUUGAAAGCACGCUGAAUGGAGUCAGCGUUAGACCCGACAUGUUCCCUGAAACUUCUCAAAGACUUCCAGAUAUCAACUUCUUCUAUCAUUCUCCGCAGUUGACGGCGUCCUGUGAACACGGUCGCAGUGCUGUCGUAACGCUGCGCUGUAACCCUGAGAAAGGAGAGCGUGGAGACCUCACUGUUCCAAGUAAGUGUCCUGCAGGUACGUGUGACGGCUGUACGUUUUACUUCCUGUGGGAAAGUUCAAGUGCGUGUCCCAUUUGCACUGAAGCAGACUACCACUCAAUAGAGGGAGCGUGCAAGGGAGGCAUGCAGGACAUCCUGUACGUAUGGAACGAGCCGAAGCUGUGCACGAAGGGCGUGUCACUCCCUGACAAAAGCUCCACCCCCUGUGAAGCAGUCCCACUAUGGCUGAAGGUCGGAAUAGGGGGCGGGGCAUUCAUAGCCGUCCUCCUCAUUUCUCUCACGUGCUACUUCUGGAAGAAAAACAAGAGGUUGGAGUAUAAGUAUUCACGCCUCGUGAUGUCGGCCAAUAAGGAGUGUGAGCUGCCAGCAGCAGACAGCUGCGCGCUGGCAGAAGGAGAGGGCGAGGAGAACGAGGAUGACGUCGUUUAUUCACACACUCCAUCGCUGCUGGGGAAACUGAAGGCUAUCGCGAGCAAGGGAGAAGGAACGAGCAGUGAAUCGGUACAACUGAAGUCGUCUCAGGCAGAGAGAUGGGUCUGGGGGUAGAGCGAUGGGGUCAGGAUGAGCAGAACAACAACAACAAUAACAGCAGCAACAGCAACGACAAUGACGCACUCUUCACAAAGAGAGGGAGAAUGAGAGAGAGACUUGCAGCCGGGUGCUCGGGCAUUCAGGCUCUCCCACAUCUCUUUACUCAUCUUAACCGCUUUGACUUUUUGUUUGGACGAUGUUUUGAAAUUUCUCAACUGUUUACAUAUCUUCUAAAUGCAGUGCAUAUGCAUAUACACACAUCAUAGGAUGAUUUUUCUUGCUCCCUAAUUGAGUACUGUAUAUAUUUAACUACACACAUGAUUAGACAAUAGAUUACACAAUAUAGUCAGUGGAGACCUGACUCUAACAGAAUCAUUAUUUGGCUCAGACUAAAUCACACACUUUAUUUGAAUCCACUCAGUAAAGGAUAGAAACAUUCCAGUGAGCACUAACAGUGAGCACAGCCAGUCAUCUUCAUGCCGGAACUUACAGAAUACAACCUUAUAGCUGUACACACGUGGCAACAGUGAGAAAGAGAGGCUUGUGGGGGUUUUUUUUUUUGCAUGGCCAUGUGAACGUGAGUCAAGAGAUCUGAGAUGAACCCAUGCAGCUUUACCUUAUUAAAGCCCAUUUGCUAACCCGUGCCAAGUGAAACUGCUCUGCAAAUCAGGAUGUCAUAUUUGAAGGAUUAAUGCAUUCACUAGUUGUGAGUUAAAACAAGUGUCACUGUAUCCCACAACUCCUUCAUUUCCUGAUGUCAGUUUAUCUCUGGUUAAAUAACUGAGCACUGUUGACAGUUUUUUUUUUCUUUCUCCAAAUGCGUACUUAAAAUUACAGUCGAGUGCAAAUGUUUAAAUCCCCCAUGCAGACGUGCCUACAAUGCUAACAAGAAAAUCAGAGCAAACAGAAACAAAAAAACUUGUGCCACAAAACCCUAACGUAUACUUCUGGAUGAGACAGCAAGUUUCUUUUUCAGAUUUGAGCCAAACAACAGUACGAAAACGAGGCAAAAGUUCAGGGUGGUGGCUUUUUAAUAAUAAGCAGCCCCCCCCCCCCCCCCCCCCAAUUGGCUCACGAGACCAGCGUAAAGCAAACGUAACCGCUACCAGAAGCAAAUUCAUAUCAAAUGCAUGUUUUGGGUAACCUUGAAACAUUAAAAUGAAUAUAUAUAUAUCCUUAAAACUGAAGGAAAAACCAACACAGAAAUAGUUUAAAGAGGAGUAAAAGAAUAUGUGAUGAAGAAUGAGGGUCUGGAGGAUCCAAAAGUUAAUUGGAGGACACAAACGAGUUUGGAGGUAGUUAUAAAGGUUAUAAAGUGUGGACAACUUAUUUCAGUUACAUUCAGUUAGAGGGAUGCAAACUUUUAAUCUGAUCAUUGAUUUUUUUUUUCUACCAUGAAAAUAUUAACUGAAGAAUUGGUAGCUAUACAUUGUUUAUUUGUUGCCUUGGUUUGAUUUUAAGGGGAGUGCAAACUUUUGCACUCGACUGUAUCAUGUGUAAAAACCUGUGAGAAGGUUAAUAAAACUGUUUAACUUUCAACACAAAUUGAGAAACUCAGACUAGAUGAAAACAGAGACCCCACUGUUCAGCGGAUAGAGGGAGCCAGAGGCAGGCGUACCUGUAGAACUCUCACUGUACGGAGCUAGUCUCCGCCCCUGACUACUCGAGUGCAGUGAAAACCCCUUAACUUUGUGUUACCAUGGAUACUGUUGAGGACAAGCACUGUAGCCUAGGUUUUCUAUUUCCUGUUUUGUAUUACUGUGUAUUUUGAGUUGUAAAGAGUUCUUGUUUGAAAUAUUUCUUGUACUUUCUCUUUUCCCUUAAUACUGUUCAGCUAAUGCUUUAAUAAACUUUCAGAAUGCUUUA
Messenger RNA from Ictalurus punctatus (channel catfish), 5029 nucleotides. RefSeq names its product endosome-lysosome associated apoptosis and autophagy regulator family member 2b (gene elapor2b). Gene Ontology annotation, biological process: positive regulation of BMP signaling pathway. The record is from RefSeq and is a predicted model, not a curated record. Bases 155 to 3178 code for a protein of 1007 amino acids. NCBI's taxonomy places the organism in Eukaryota, Metazoa, Chordata, Actinopteri, Siluriformes, Ictaluridae. The transcript has 22 exons.